AGCCGCCGCCUCCUCCGUCUCCUCGUCGAGAGUCAGAAACGCCAUCUUGUCUCCUCGUGUAUUUAGACUUACCGAGCUUCAAAAAGCCAUUCGCGUCACUUGUGAGAAUAUUUACCAAUUACUUCCCACCAGUAUUACACAAGAAACAAUGGGAGAAUCCAGCAGACAGAACAUGAAGCUGGAAUGCAUGAUAUGUGGAGUAGCUGUCAAGUCCGUAUACCUUUAUCACAAGCACAAUAUUCAGCAGCACUCCCUACCCCAGCUCUCACGUGCUAUUUUGAAGCUGAAAAAUCUACAAGUACCACUAAAUGACCCUCCCUUGGAUGGAGACCAAGAGGAGGAGGAAGAGGAUAAAAGAGAGAAGGAAAUUGAAUUGGAUAUGGCAGCAGCAUUAGACCAUCCAGUCAAACUUGAACUGCUGGAUGAAGAGGUGAUUGAGCUCGGCCCAACGGCUAAUUCAGACAACUUGGAAGUCCAGAGCCGCCUGGUGAAGAACGCACAUCAGUCAAAACAACAGUCAAGACAAGUUAUAGAAGUUAAGGAAAACCAGCCACCCCCUUGUCAUAUCAACCCUUCCGUAGAGGAUCCAGAUGCAAUUGUUGUUAAGUUCAAUAGAGAGUUGGUGAUGGCUCUUGACAACAGUAGCCAUACCAUCUACUCUCAAGACCUCAGCAGCAAACGGAAGUACAAUUCUCAAUUGAGAGCAGCAUACAAGAGUAAAAUAGAAAUUCCAGACCCAAACACAUUCAUCAUGGACUAUAGGAAAGCACUAUCAAAAUCAACUGAUAAGUAUGUCAUGCAGAAUGUAAGCAUGGUAGACACUCCACUCAAAAAGCGAAGAGGAAGACCUAAAAAGAACAAGGAUAACAAUUAUGAUACAUCAAGUAGAAUUGAGGAGAAAGUAACUGUGGAAAUAGAGUAUGCAGAGGAGGAGGAUGAAGAAGCUAUAGAAGCCCUAGCUGAUCCACCACUUUUUUCAGAGGAUGAGGAUGAAGAGGCAGCGGCUGCAAUACCAAAUGUCACAAAGACCCGUUCAGGAAGAACAAUUAAGAUCAAGAAAGAAGAUGGGACAUUCAAGUAUUAUGAUAUGCCAGGCAGAGAUCAGCUGGACACAGAAGAUCCCAGUAACCAAAAAGACUGGACAGAAGCCUCUGCAGUGCCUGUAACAAAGGGAAAAAGAGGAAGAAAACGGAAGUCACUUGGAGAAAUCAUUGACAAACGGGAUAUCAUCACUUCUGGGAUGGAAACAAAUAGAACUCGUAGUGGUGAGAAGAAAGACUUUUCAGGUAUGUUGACAGUUAAAGAAGAAAACAUUGAUACCUGUGACAUAAUGGAUGUGGUAGAAGAGGGUCUGAGUAUGCCCACCACUGACCAGAUUGUUGAAAGUAGUGACGUAAAUGAGUCAGCAUCGUAUGAAACAGAGGAUGGAUUUGAAUGUUUUGAGUGUUGCAAGAAAUUCAGCACAAAGGAAGAAUGUGAAAGGCAUGCUCAGAAACAUAUAAACAAAGAGGAGGGAAAAAGAAAUACAAGCAAGAAAAGACGGCACAAGAUAUGCAAUGCUGAUGGUAAUGCCUCAGGUUCUUCACUUAAAAUGGAUGAUAAUUCUACUAAUGAAAUGUCAGCAGUAGCAGAUGACACAGACAAGGAGAAGAAUUUUCAUUGUUCAGUAUGUAAUGAGGAUUUCCCUUCAAGGACAGAACUUGAAGACCAUACACAUGAAACAGUUCAUGAAUGCAAAUUCUGUGGAAAGCAGUACCAGAAUCGAGUCAAUCUUCAAACACACAUCAAAAGAUAUCAUGAAGAGACAGAGUGGAUGAAGUUUAAAUGUGCAACUUGUGGGAAGAACUUUGGAUUUUUAACAGCUCUAGAAAGACAUAUGAAAGAACAUAAUCCAAAUCAAAAGUUUUGCUGUGAGCAGUGUGGAAAAGUAUUUAAAAGUCUGGUAAAUCUAAAAAACCACAUACCUUUACAUACUAAAGAUGAAGUGUAUGAGUGUCCCUAUUGCCCAAAGCAGUACUACAUUAGAUAUAGCUACGAGAAGCAUGUUAAAUCACAUGUGUAUGCACCAAAGUUCCAUUGUGAGAUAUGUGAUAAGAAUUUUAAUGAUAAGAAAAGCUUUGAGUUACACCUGGAGAGACAUCAGCACGGGGGAAUACUUGGAAGGAGCAAGGAUUUGAAGUGCAAUAAUUGUGGAGACAUCAAAAGUCCCACCGACUUACAGCUGGUCGGAGAGAGUGAUCCUGGCCACCACAAGACCUGUUUAGUCUGUGGGAAGGGGCUCUACAAAAAGUAUAUGAUUGAAAACAAUGAUGUGUCGCAGUAUCUGUCCAAAGAUGAAAGAGUGAGAGAACAAUGCAAACUUUGUGGGAAAUGGGUGUUGAAUUUGCCUAGGCAUAUUAAAUAUACCCAUCUAGAGAAUGAAUAUGUAACAUGUGAUAUUUGUAAUAUGAUAGUUACAAAAGCAUCUUUGCCUGCUCAUAAGAAUCGUAAACAUGGAGGUUCUGCUGUGACUUGUGAUCACUGUAACAGGAUAUUUAAAAAUAUAAUGUGCUUGCGUGAGCACAUGGCAAAGGUGAGAAGAAAAGAGGAUCCAUUAAAGAAUAUUUGUAAAUAUUGUAAGGAAAUUGUUAGUCCCGAAAACUGGAAAGAUCACAUGAUGAAACACAGAACAAAAUGUAGUGACUGUGGAGCUGCUCACUUCACAAGUCAAGAGGAAUUCAUGAACCACCUUAAUUCAUGCAGAAAAUGUAGCAACUGUUCAACUACAUUCACAUCUCGAGAAGAGUUCCUAUCACACAUUGAGAUGUGUAGCAGUGGCAUUAAUAUAAUUACUGGUAACCUUGACUCUGCCAGUGACCAGGAAGUUGUUACUAGUAUUUUUGCAAUUGUUGAUGAAAGUACUGGAUGCGAGACAUGUGGAGAAAUGUUUGAAGAUCAGGGAACACUUGCUCAGCACAUAGCAGAAGCUCAUCCAAAUUCACUAGAUGGGAAUGAUAUAAUCAGUGAAGCUAUCCUUUAUGCUUGCCCGCAAGAGUCAUGUGGAGUGAUUGUUACAAACAAGGAACUCCUAAAAGAACAUUUGGCUUCAGUUCAUAAUGCUCAGAUGAUUAAUAUUGAUAGUUUUACUUAACAAUGAUGUAAUUAUACAAAGAGUGUGAUACAUUUAUUUGAAUAGAAAUGUAAAUAUGUAUUUAAUAUAUAUGGCAGUUUUAUUAUAUUUGUAUGAUUUUAUACAUAAAGCAUAGAAUCUC
Messenger RNA from Penaeus indicus, 3251 nucleotides. Its product is annotated as zinc finger and BTB domain-containing protein 17-like. The coding region runs from base 149 to 3130 and encodes 993 amino acids. Gene Ontology annotation, molecular function: RNA polymerase II transcription regulatory region sequence-specific DNA binding; DNA-binding transcription factor activity, RNA polymerase II-specific. Gene Ontology annotation, cellular component: nucleus. Lineage: Eukaryota; Metazoa; Arthropoda; Malacostraca; Decapoda; Penaeidae. The transcript is spliced from 4 exons. The record is from RefSeq and is a predicted model, not a curated record. Gene Ontology annotation, biological process: regulation of transcription by RNA polymerase II.